Messenger RNA from Kuraishia capsulata CBS 1993, 750 nucleotides. RefSeq lists its product as uncharacterized. The transcript has a single exon. Lineage: Eukaryota; Fungi; Ascomycota; Pichiomycetes; Pichiales; Pichiaceae. The record is from RefSeq and is a predicted model, not a curated record. Bases 1 to 750 code for a protein of 249 amino acids. Gene Ontology annotation, cellular component: cytoplasm.
AUGAGUUCUCAUAAGUCAGAAGUAAGAAAUGAGGCUUGGUCUGAGCUCUUGAAGGUUGCAAAACCAGAUUCCAGAUUCCAUUAUAAUUUUGCCGAGUUCAUAGCUGAUUUCGAUGGUUCUGACCGGGCAACUGCUAUGUUCUUGGAACACUCAGUUUUCAAAUCUGCUGACCCAAUAUUUAUAACUCCAGAUAAUUGCUUGGAGGAGCUCAGAUAUGAGACUUUGCUUGCUGGAAAGAAGAUUUUGAUGACUACUUAUGGAAUUCGCAGAGGGUUCUGGUUAUUGGAUCCCCAAGAAAUAGACUCGAAGUUUCUCAUGUACGCCUCUACACUUGACGGUAUGGAAAAAUUCGGCAAACAUCUAAGCCUAAGGGAUAUCCAGGAAUCGAAGUUACAAAUCAGCGCAAUGGUGACGGGAACUGGUGCCAUAAAUAUGGAGGGUGUCAGAUUUGGGAAGGGCCAUGGGUAUUUCGACUUGGAAUGGGCCAUGCUAUAUUCGGUGGGCGCCAUUCAAACAACUACAGCGGCAGUGGCUUUUGUCCACGAGUGCCAAUUACUUCACCAAGAUUUGAAGCCAGAGGUAUUCGAUACGGUGUGUGAUUUAGUGAUCACUAAUAAACGUAUCAUUGAGUUAGCACUAGGAAAAGCCCAGAAACCUAAGGUUGGAGUGGUCUGGGACCUAUUAGCUGAUGGAAUGCUAGAAGAUAUCCCUCCACUGCAGGAGUUAAAGCAGAUGAAAAUAACUAUCUGA